Molecule: messenger RNA, 2999 nt
Organism: Papaver somniferum (opium poppy)
Lineage: Eukaryota; Viridiplantae; Streptophyta; Magnoliopsida; Ranunculales; Papaveraceae
Product: protein trichome birefringence-like 34
Exons: 5
Coding region: 744-1967 (407 amino acids)
Cellular component (GO): Golgi apparatus
Molecular function (GO): O-acetyltransferase activity
Source: RefSeq, a predicted model, not a curated record
AUUCAUUUUUGUGGUGUAUGUCAGUUCAUAAAGACAUUAAUAAAUCAAAAAUCAUUGCUAAAGAGAUCGCUCGCAUGUCGGUAACUAUGCUAAUGAGCUGCACGAUUGGCAGCUGAACAAAUAGUGCCCAAGAUUUUGCUUGAUGAUGAGAUAUAGCAUUAAUGAGUGCUAAUUUUGCUAGCAAGAUGUGGCCACCAGGUUGCCUGCAAGAGAAGCAGUCUGUCCGUAGAAGGCGCAUGUCAGGCAUUCAAGAAAAUUCAGGUGGAGCCGUGGAGGUGGCUGGCAAUGCAAAAAAUUGGUUGAGGUUGUGGUCCUAAAGGUUGAUUCAGGUACCAGAAAAGACUGGAAGGUGGUGCAGGGAAGCAUACAGCCUAAUGUGAGUUAAGGCUGACAGUUUGGUGAAGCUCAAAGGGGACCAUCUGGGGGGGUUUAUUCCAAGGGAGGGCCAAGUGGUUUGGCACUCACCUCACAAACUAGGGGUCCUCCAAAUAAUGUUUUUGGUGAUAAUAAAAGAAUAUCUUGAAUUCAAAAGGAUAUGAUUGCAAGUUGCACCUACUGUCCAUGCAAGAAUUCAAAUCCUGACAAUAAUUUAAAGACUUUUAUAAAGACAAGACAUGACAAAGUACUAUCAGCAGCUCUAGUCACUAAUAGUGAACAGGGAAAGAAGAAGCACAGUGAGAGAGAUAAAGAGAUGCAGAAACAGUUUUUCUAGUGGAAGACACUACUAAUCAAAGACGAUCAUAAUGAUGAUGCCUGGAACGUCAAGGCUAAGUUUGCAUAGCCUAGCAACAAUUAUAGUCGCCGUCUUUGUUGUCGUUGCUGUUUAUAUGAUUGGCGAAAGUAAACGACCCUUCUUUGAAGGUGUCAGUACAAUGAGAAGAACCACGACGAAGAGUUACGAUGAGACGACAUUGCCGUUAAGUUGUGAUCUUUUUUCAGGUAAAUGGGUUUACGAUAAUUCGACAAAUCCUUUGUAUUCUUGGAAGGAGUGCUCAUUCUUGCUUGAUGCGUUUGCCUGUGAGAAGUUCGGAAGAAAGGAUUUAAGCUAUCAGAAAUGGAGAUGGCAACCCAACCACUGUGACUUACCAAGGUUCAAUGCCACAGCAUUCCUAGAGAAAUUGAGAGGGAAAAGGAUGGUCUAUGUUGGAGAUUCAAUCAACACAAAUCAGUUCUUUUCCAUUGUUUGUAUGGUGGAAUCCGUAAUUCCAUCAACACUCAAAUCUAUACACAACAAUGGAUCUCUUGUCACCUUUAAAGCCAUUGAAUUCAAUGCAACCAUUGAGUUUUACUGGGCACCACUGAUGCUGGAAUCAAAUUCGGAUAAUCCGGUGUUCCAUCGAGUUCCACAUCGAAUAGUUAGAGCUGGAGCUAUUGAAAAACACGCGAUUCAUUGGUCCGAUGCUGAUAUACUUGUCUUUGAUUCUUACCUUUGGUGGAGAGUGCCAGAACUGCAAGUCUUAUAUGGAUCCUUCGAAAAACCUAAUGAAGGAAUUUACAAAGAUUUAGGAAUGGUGGGUAACUUCGAAAUGGCUAUGAAAACAUGGUCCGAUUGGAUUGAAAAUCAUAUCAACCAUACAAGGACACAAUUGUUUUUCAACAGCAUGGCACCAACACAUUACUGGGCAGGCGAAUGGGGAACGAAUAGAGAGGGAAAUUGUUAUAACGAAACAGAACCGAUAUUUCAAGAACAUUACUGGGGUCUAGGAACAAAUCCAGACAUAUUGAAGGCUAUGGAGAGUACAAUGAAGGAAUUGAAAGUUAGAGGUGUUGAUGUGAAAAUACUGAAUAUUACGCAACUCUCGGAGUACAGAAAAGAAGCACAUACUUCUAUUUAUAAAAGAAUAUGGGAUACUUUAGCUCCGGAACAAAUAGCAAACCCUGCUACUUAUGCUGAUUGCAUGCAUUGGUGCCUCCCUGGAGUCCCUGAUACUUGGAAUCAGCUCCUUUAUGCUUACAUACUGCCCUGAUGAAUAUGUAAACAUAAACGGUGUCUAUCUUUGCGAAGGGUUCGAUUAUUACUGGGGAAAUGGAGCUCGCCAGAACUUUCGGAAGAUUGAAGGGUGUCCAUCUUUGCAAUAAUCAGAGAGCUGGGUGAUGUUGAGAACAGAAACUUUUGAGGCUCUCAACCUGGAUAGAAUUGUGUCCACCAUUUGCAUUGUGGGUAAAUCUGAACCGCUUCCCCAGUAAGCUUCCACGUUUUUGGGUGUCCUCUGCUGGUAACAAUUGCCUUCCGUCACUGGUUCCCACUCUCGGCCCAUGUAUUACAUGCUCAGGUAAGCUGCGCAUAUCUAUUAGCCAAAAAAAGAAAUCGUAUAUGUAGAAAUGAAAAACUAGAAGAUGAAAAUAUACCAAGUUAUCCAGCAAUUGUUUUAGACACGCUCGAAAUUUGUGCUUCCAUCUGUUUCAACCAAAUUAGUUCUUCCAAGAACCCCCAUCGUUGUACAAUAUGGGUUUCAGAAAAAACUUGAUUUUUUCAUCGAUGAUUAGCUUCAACCUCUACAAUAGCAAUGUAGUUGAAGCCGGUUUAUUUGAAAAUAUUGUGUAGCAAUGCCGGACAACUGAUAUCAACUUCCAACCAAGAGUCUUCACUCCUGCUUUAAAAUGUAAUGUAGUGUCCCAUACUCCCAUUUCAUUUCAGAUCCUUACACUUAGCAGCUGUACUGUAUAUUCGGAUUACCACCAAAAUCCGUUAAGAUAUCAUAGAAGUUGCAAAUACUACUUGGCUUUUCUUUCAUUAUUUACUUUUCUUUUUUGAAAAAAGAAAAGCAGACUUGGCUCUCUACUUUUGAUGCUUUUUGUGGUACCUGCUUGCUGAUUUGUGAGACCCAACUAGAUGUUAUUGUCGUGGUCUUAUGUAAUUUAAUGAGUCGCGCUAUUAUGCGUGCACAAGUACAUAACGAUACAAUGAACAUGCACUUCUGAACCGUAAAAUCUGCACACAUUUAUGUGCAUCUCUGUAAUAGUAAACUGACGGCGUAAAAAUGUUAGCUUACUGUGAA